AGUACGCAUUCGACCGCGCUCACGGCAGGGUCGCUCUCGGAAAUCUUUCUACGGAUAACGAUUCGAGUUGUGAUUUUUUUUUAUGGUGAUUCCUUCGAUACUGACUUCGUUUUGUGUUAUCGUAUAAUAUUGUACAGACAUGUUACACCGUCUCAAGAAUCUUGGAUCACCUGCUAUUGGAAUUGUAGAAAAAACUUUUUUCUAUUGAAUUAUGUUAACGUGACGCAAGUGAAGACCGUUUGAAAAUCGUAGAAGUUAUUAUGACCAAUAUUUUGCUACGAUUCGGGUGUCGAUUAUGAUAAGCGAGGAGCUUUGACCGAAAGUUGCAAAAUCGAAGCAGGAAUACCAAAGAAAAUGUGUGCCAAAAUGUUAUCGUAUAGUUUUUCCCUAUUUUCUAUCUUAUUGUGGAUUGGAGUGUCAGCAGAGGAGGAAGUGUCGUCUCCAUUGCGAGUAGCACAAUGCAGAGCCACUUGUUUGCAAAAGUUUGCGGCGCCGCGACCCGGUGGGGAGUCAUCGUGUUUGCAAGGCCCCGACUGUUUUAUGUGUUGGGAAAAUUGUGAGCUGCUACAAUCCAACUAUCAAGUUUGGGGCGCAGUUUGUGACGAAAAAGAUAUUUGUUUCCCCGGCUGUAAGGUUGCGUGUGAAUUCCACAUGGAAGCAGCCAGAGCGGCACAAACGCAACCUGUCAUCCACACCAAAGGUGAAGGUGUGAUGCGAGUCAGCGGAGCACUAGCUCGUUGGCCACCACCUGCACCCCGUGCCGCAUCUCGGCCAGCUCCUCUAGUAUACGUCGUGAUGCGCCGGGCAGCAGAAGGUCCAUGGCGUCAAAUUAUACAAACUCAAGCUCUGGCAACAAGAGUACCUUCCAAUAAUGAAGGCGCUCUCCUGAGAGUUUUAGUGGUUGAUCCUCAAGGCCUUGUUACAAUCUAUAGCCCAGAUGAGACUUGGGUGGCUCACGAUACAAAUACAUCGAACCAUGAUGAACAUAAAUGGACUUUGAAAGAGAUUUCUCUGAUUCACCAAAAAGUUCUUGUCAUUGGAGAAAUUGCUUGGGAACCUAGAAUAGCGAGAGGUGUCUAUCUAGUAACAUGGGAAGUGGAUGGUGGAGGUUUGAAAGGAAAUCUUUUCACAGAUUCGACUCGUGUUACAUUGUCUCUAUGGCCUGAUACAGUAUACCAUAUACAAGUAGAGUUAGUUUCUCGUACGCCUGGUGUGGAUAACGAAAGAUCUGAAACUAUGACAAUUGACACAAGUCGUGCUCAAAGGGUUUCAACCGAAAGUGUUCAAGAUGUUCAAGUUAGUGAAGGUGAUCGUCUCAUGUCAGUAUUGGUUAGUUCCAUGAGAGGAGAAAGGGUUCCGGAACGGGCUCCUGAUUCAGAGUUAGUAUUAGGUUGCUUGUCAGCUAUGAUUGCCUUUGGACUAGCAGUACUAGCUGCAAUUGUUUGGAGGCGAAGGAGGCGGGGCACGUUUCCAGGCACUAAUGUCUAUGUAGGAUCAUCUUCUGUCCUCAAACGUAAGUUAGUGGAAGAUUUUGCCCCGGCGGCACACUGUUUCCAACCCGUUUUAACUCCAGAAGCUUCCAAUAAUGUCACAGCUCGUGAUGUGGUUGUGUGACGUCACAGCUUUGAUAUGCUGUCGAUCGAAGAUCGCGCCUUCAGUUCCUAAACGUUUUGAAAGAAUUAUCUAUUUGUGAAAAACGAUCUUAAUCGGACUAAGUGAUUUAAUUCACAUGUGAUAACCGAGAACUCAAAGAAUAAUGUAUGGACAAAACUAUGAUAAAGUUUUAUUGUGAAAUUAUUUGUGUUUAUCAGCUAAAGAACUUUUCAGAACUUAUUGUAAAUGCUGCUGUAAUAAAUAUAUUGUGAAUUUUUUGUAUGUAGACAUAGGAAAUUGUAAAUUGUGAAACUAUUAUAAAUGUAUUUAUGAAACACAGUAAGGUUAACACCAGAAAAUUUAGCAGUGUAAAUAUGUUAAGCAAAAAAUAAUGAACCAUAAUUUUCUAAAAAUGAAAAUUAAUUUAUACUACCUACUUGUACAUAAAUGGCCGUAAUGCAAAACAUGAGAUCACUUGUAUGUUUGAUUCCCAGAUUAUUUGUAACUGUACCACGGGAUCUUGAUAGAGUUCAUGUUUUAUAGUCUUAUCAGUAUAAAUAUUAACUAGAACCUAUUUUUACAACUAGUCCAUAUUAUCGUUUAGUUACAUAGUUAAUAGAUAUAAUUAACUAUUAAUAAUUUCGGUGAGUAUUUUACUCAUUCUAGUGAACUUUAUGAUGUCUUCUUCAGCAAUAAAUAUAGGUAUGUAUGUAUUUGUAAAUAUUCGAAGCAUUUAUUGUAAAAACAGAGAAAUUAUAUUUUUCUUGACCGUCAAUGGAAAAAAUGUUUAUAUGAAAGGAAAUGUUCAUUUCGUGUUACGAAUUUUAAUAUUCAAAUUGUUUUAUGCAGAACAAGUUCAACAACAAUAUUUUCUUCCUUGUAGCUACCCAAUGCAAUGUCAUAAUAUAGUCAUAUUGUUUAAAGAUGAUGUUAGGCUUUAAACAGCGUACUUAAAUAACUUAAGUUUGUCGUUUAAUGAUAUAUAACAAAACAAUUUGUUCUGUGUCAAGAGGAAAACAUCGUGGAUUUUAUUUCAAACCAAAAUCCUUGUAGUGUAAGUUAAGAGGAUUAAAUUUAUUUAUUUUUGUGAUUAAUAUUGUACCUUCACUCGAUCUGUAAAUAACAUUACUUGCUAUAAAUGAAGCUGAACUUUAACGAGUAUAAAUAAAUAUGUCUGCCAAAUUAAA
Molecule: messenger RNA, 2780 nt
Organism: Galleria mellonella (greater wax moth)
Lineage: Eukaryota; Metazoa; Arthropoda; Insecta; Lepidoptera; Pyralidae
Exons: 4
Coding region: 355-1614 (419 amino acids)
Source: RefSeq, a predicted model, not a curated record